CGGCGCCACCGCCCACGCUCGCUCCUGUCGUCGGACUCGGGCCGGCGCGGCGCGCGAGCAGCAUGAGCGCGCGCUCGGGCCGGUGACCGCCGUGGCGAUGGACCGCGGCUUCGUCGCGGGCGGGAGGCCGAAGAGUCCGCCGGGCCGCCGGCGGCUUCUGCUCUUCCUGCCGUCAGGCAGCUGCGGAAGUCCGGGCGGCCGCGGCGUCUCGGCGCGCCACUGCCUGUCAGCGCUGUCCGUGGGUCUGGGGGCGCUGCGGUCUCGUGGUCCGGCGGCCCGCGGCGGCGCGUCACGUGCCUCCCCGCUGCUCCUCCUCCUGCUCGUGCCCUCCCCGCGCCUGGCCGCCGUCGCCCCGCGCCGGCCCCUCGCGGACCCGGAGCGCUCGCGCCCGAGGCCCUCCGUCCCCGCGGCCGGCCGUGGCGGCGCGGGGAGGUACCUGCGGGGCCUGGCCCCAGGCAUCGCCUGGGCCGCCGGCGCCCUCCACCUGGGCCGCGGCCGAGGGGCCGCCCUCACUUCGUCCAGGAGAGAGCUGAGCCUCUCUGCUGGGAGCCUGCAGCUGGAGCGCAGGAGAGAUCUGGAGCACAAAAGGAGAGAUUUCACCUCUUGUGGGAACAAGAAGCUCUACUUUGACACCCAUGCCUUAGUGUGUUUACUGGAAGAAAAUGGGUUCUCCACCCAGCAAGCAGAAAUCACUGUCUCUGCAUUGGUCAAGAUCACGGACGCCAACAUGGAUAUUGUCUACAAGGAUAUGGUCACCAAGAUGCAGCAGGAGAUCACCGUACAGCAAAUAAUGUCUCAGAUUGCCAACGUGAAAAAAGAUAUGAUUAUUUUGGAGAAGAGCGAAUUUUCAGCCCUCAGAGCAGAAAAUGAGAAGAUAAACGUGGAACUACAUCGGUUAAAACAACAAAUAAUGGAUGAAGUGGUCAAAGUCCGAACAGAUACCAAGUUAGACUUCAAUCUAGAAAAGAGCAGAGUGAAGGAAUUGUACUCGUUGAAUGAAAGGAAGCUGCUGGAAAUGAGGACAGAAAUGGUGGCAUUGCAUGCCCAGCAAGACCGUGCUGUCACCCAGACAGACAGGAAGAUAGACACUGAGGUCGCGGGCCUCAAAACCAUGCUGGAGUCGCACAAGCUCGAUAACAUUAAGUAUUUAGCAGCACAAAGCUUCUGAACUCCAGAUGAGCCUGAAAAUCAAGUUCUUUGGCAUUAGUGGUAUCAGUUUCAAAGUGAAUAAUGAUUUGUCAUCAACUUGAUCCAGAAUUAUCGGGGCGCCUGGGUGGCUCAGUCUGUUGAGCCUCUGCCUUUGGCUCAGGUCAUGAUUCCAGGGUCCUGGGAUCGAGCCCCACAUCAGGCCCCCUGCUCAGUGGGGAGACUGCUUCUCCCUCUCCUGUUUCCUCUGCUUGUGCUCUCUCUCUCUCUCUCUCUCUGUCAAAUAAAUAAAAUAAAAUCUUAAAAAAAAAACCCAAAUUAUCUCAACUGCUUCAUAAAAUACUGUAGCCAUUUGUGCUUCCCCUUUCAGAGAAGGAUCCCCAGAAAAUACUGCACAUUGAGCAGUCGCCUUAAGUAUUACAGAUUUAAGCAAAUGACAUCCCAUUAAGACCACAUUUGCAACUACUUAAUACAGAUAGAACUAUGGUUAGUAAGAGCUUGGAGAAGGCCUGGAACACAGACAUGCCUCCAAAAUUAAAAGAAUCCCCAGGAGGAAAAAGCACUGUAUGCAGUUAUGUUUCAAAGCAAACACUAACUUGUACAGGUUAAAAACAAGCAAAGUGACCUUACUUCCUGAUAAAAUAUUUUUUAAAUAACAUUCAGUGGGGUGGCACUCUGAUCUGCCAGAAGUAUAAAUGGCAUUCCUACUGGUUUAUAGCGGGCUGCAGCAGUCACUUAAUUUGGGCCUUGGAUUUUGGUGUGUAGUCUUUUGCAUUAUAGAACAGACUCCCCGUACCCGCAACCUCGGGAACAAUGAACUCGCCUUUUGGUGGCUUGGGUUGCAUGCAUAUAUGGAGGUUAGGAAGGUUUGGGACUGUGUUCCCUUUGUUUGGUCAAAUGCAUUUUAUUUGAAAAGCAUAUGAGCCAGAAAUACAAGCAUACCCUUCCCCCUGCUGGCUGGCCCCAACUUCUGUGACCAGCAGAAGCACGCUGGGACUGGACACGGGGACAGCUUCCUGACUAGCCUGGUUCCGAGGGAUUCUGAUCGCUUAGGAACUUAGGCCGUAGCCUAAUUUCAGAAGGGGGAAGAUUCCUGGCACAACUCCCAGCUAACCCAUGUGGUAGCCCCUGGGAAAUUAACCAGAGCCGGAUACUGCAAAUGGACUCCUCUAGGCACAGGUGCCUUUGCUACAAAUGCCCAAAGCAGGACAUCAAAUGGACAGAAUCUGGAUUUCCUUUCCAUUCUUGGGGGGGGGGGGGGUGCCUCUGCAUUCCUACACUCCUCUCCCCUUCCCUUUGCUUGUUUAAAGAGCCUCAACUCCAAUUCUCCCUCGUUUCCUGUUCCAUUAAUAAGCAAAACCUGUCUGUACGGUGUUUUACAGGAAACAGGAUUUUGAUUUCUGGCUUGUUCUUAUUCCUUCAGCUGCUUUUCUAGCUUAAUAUCUAACAAAAUGAAAUCUGAGUGUAUUCAUUUUUUCCCUUAAGUAUGCCAAGUACCUCAGUUGAGAAGUCAAGUUCAAGAAGAAAGGCUUGGCUCAAACCAGACAUCUUGCUGGAAUUUGUCUCAGAACGCUCUAAAAAUAAAAAACCCGAGCUGCAGAGAACGUGUCCCUGCCUGGGUUAUGCCCGGCUCAGCUUUUUCCUCUCUAGCUGUGCUGUGAGUGUUGUGAGCUUCCCUCCCGUUCCCGGCCUCCAGCCGCCUCCAUCACUGCCUCUGCCUGUUACUUAACCGAGUCAGCAUGGGCGAGCGCUCCUCCCCCCCACCCCUGUGAUGCUCUGUCGAUAUGGUUGGCAUCGUUUCUGAACAAAUAUCGCAUAACUCAUGUCCGGAAAACUUUGGCUUAACCAUAUGUUUAUCAAAUUUGUGGCUUUGCGGACACUAAAGCAAAAACAUGUUAAACAGAAACCAUUUAUUCUUGUUGUACUCUUUAUGUUUGAGAAUGUUUAGCCCUUCACUGGAAUUUUGUUUUGAAAAUACCUGUCUUCCUACAGAUUUACACUCAUGUUCUUCUGAUUAUAACCUAAGUCAAUUUAUUAACUGUUUUAUCACUUAAGAGAAUAGUCAAUUACAUUUUGUUAUAUAAUAGAGUGGGUAUAAUAUUUUUAUUAUUGAAAAUAAAAUAGUUCUUUCUGUGUGACUACUAUACCUUUCAUUCGAAUUAUUCAGUGAAUUGGCAAAUUGAGAAGAACUGCCUGCACUGUAUUUUACUGUUACUCCCUCCAUUGUAUAUGACAACACUGGUGUAUUAUAAGAAAACCUAAUACCCUAUUUGUAUAGACGAUAACUUUGAAAGUGCUUACUUGAAUUACAAAAUAAAUUUUUUGUUCAAAAGAA
Messenger RNA from Zalophus californianus (California sea lion), 3481 nucleotides. RefSeq names its product mitochondrial calcium uniporter regulator 1 (gene MCUR1). Lineage: Eukaryota; Metazoa; Chordata; Mammalia; Carnivora; Otariidae. The transcript has 9 exons. Gene Ontology annotation, biological process: calcium import into the mitochondrion; positive regulation of mitochondrial calcium ion concentration. Gene Ontology annotation, cellular component: mitochondrial inner membrane; mitochondrion. The record is from RefSeq and is a predicted model, not a curated record. Bases 98 to 1168 code for a protein of 356 amino acids.